Arachis duranensis is the source of this 5376-nucleotide messenger RNA. RefSeq lists its product as uncharacterized. Gene Ontology annotation, molecular function: DNA binding; DNA helicase activity. Bases 1 to 5376 code for a protein of 1791 amino acids. The record is from RefSeq and is a predicted model, not a curated record. Lineage: Eukaryota; Viridiplantae; Streptophyta; Magnoliopsida; Fabales; Fabaceae. The transcript has 10 exons. Gene Ontology annotation, biological process: DNA repair; telomere maintenance.
AUGCAUGUAGUUUCCAACUAUAUAGUUCCUUUGAAGUCUUUAUUGGACAAAAAUAACUAUAACUUUAAUGAUAUCAAUCUUCCUGCAAGUGAACAUAUUUCUCCAUUAUGUGAUGUUGGCCCAUAUGUUCCUUCAUAUAAUCAACCCUUCUUUUUUCCAAACCCGUCUCCUGACAUCUUUAUGAAAUCGUUUCUAUAUCCUAAUAAUGGAAAUGGAUUAUUCAUGUCAUCAACAGUGUGCAAGGAACUUCCUAUCACUAUUCAGAGUGAUAUGUCAGUCAUGAAGUCUUUAGGAUUUUCCAUAGGAGAUAUGAAUUGUUUAUUAGGCGAUUUCCAGAAGCAGGAUGUAGCCAAAACUCAAGAUAAUGUAAACAUUUAUCAAUUUACUCCAUCUGUAGAAGUAGUAGACGAGAAUAAUGCUAUAUCUUUAGAAGGCAUGCCUGCUACAUUGGAUCAGUUGGAAGUAACAGUUGCAGACAAUCAUUCGAAUCUUCACUCAGGUAACCUAUUUCCUUCGACUCCCUCAAAUCCAACUGCUUUGGUUUAUUCUAUUGUUAAGGUUGUAACACGCUACCAGGCUAAUCACUAUGCAAUGCUGCUGCCAGCAAAAUUUGCAAUGAAGGCUUUUCCGUCUAAGCUUGAUAAGGUCAAGGUUAAACAGCAUUGCGGUUUAUUUUACGUGAUGAAACUUAGAUGGCAUUCUGAGAGGCAUAAUGGGGUAUUUAUCACUAAGGGUUGGUCCAGAUAUUGCAAGAGAAGUAAAUUGAAGGGUGGUAGUGUUCUUAGGUUUAGUGUGUCUUCUAAGGAUGAGACUCUCAUCAAGUUAAAUGUUACGUUCCAUUGUAUUAUACAUAAUCACAAGAGAUUCACCAAGCAAACAGAUACAAUUAUCAGAGAAGUAUGCAGAAGUAACAACGAGCUAUUUACAUCUUCUGUUCAUGACCUUGGACAGUCUUCUAAAAAUGCAAAUAAUGUAAUUCAUGAUUCCAAUGUAUCAGAUUUAUAUCAUCAUGAAGUUGUUGAUGUAUUCGAUGACAUUAAUUUAGAAAGUGAUUACUCUAUUGAUUUUCAAGACGACAAUGUCAUUGAUGAAAGUGCGACUGCAUACGAGAUUGACAGCUUAGUUAUUGAUGAAGAAGCUUUUUGGGAUGCGGGUGAUCCUUCUCAUACAUGUAUAUAUUGCAAAGCUUUGAUGUGGGAUCAUGAGAGACUUUCAAAGAGUAUCAAUAGUGUCACUCCUCAUUUUGGUUUGUGCUGUAUGGAUGGCAAAGUUGAGUUGCCCCUAAUGAAACAGGCCCCAGAUAAUCUAAAAGCAUUGUAUUUUUUGGACGAUGAAAUGGGCCGAUACUUUCGAAAAAACAUAAGGGCAUUUAAUGCAAUGUUUUCAUUCACAUCAAUGGCUGGCAAGAUUAACCAUAAAAUUAACAAUGGUUCCGGUCCGCCGUCAUUUAUUUUGAGUGGCCAGAACUAUCACUCAAUCGGAAGUCUUAUUCCACAAGCAAAUGAAAAACUAAGAUUUGCACAGCUCUACAUUUAUGAUACGGACAACGAGAUUCAUAACAGAAUUAGUGCUGUUCUCCCAGUAAGUUCGGUGGGUAAUCUUGAACAUGAUAUAGUUUGUAUGCUGAAAAAUAUGCUAGAUGAGCAUAAUCCUUUGGCACAGUCGUUCCGUUAUGCUCGGGAUAGAUUCACCGAGUCACAUUCUCUUGAUAUGAAGUUAAAACUGAUUAGGCGUAGGGAAAAAGAUGGUCGGCGAUACAACUUGCCUACUGCAUCAGAAGUUGCAGCAUUGGUAGUUGGUGACAUUGAUGAUUCUUUAUUGGACAGAGAUAUCAUAUUGGAAACCAAAUCAAAACAACUAAAGAAGAUUGAUGUUAUCCAUCCAUUGUAUUUGGCUUUGCAGUAUCCUCUUAUUUUUCCAUAUGGUGAGGAUGGAUAUAGAACAGGCAUCUUAGCAGCUUCUCAAUACAAUGUUGACGGUUCAAAGAAGAGGAAUACAAUAAGCAUGAGGGAAUUCUUUGCAUUUCGACUGCAAAUGAGGUCAUCUGAGUCACCAAUUCUGCUUAACUCCCGUAGGUUGUUCCAACAGUUCUUGGUUGAUGCAUAUACUAUGGUAGAGUCUGAGCGUCUUAGUUUUCUUCGUUUCAACCAACUAAAGUUGAGGGUUGAAAAGUACAAGUUAUUGCAUGAGUCUUUAGUUAGAGGUGAAGCAGAUGCUGUUUCAAGUGGUCAAAGAAUAAUUCUCCCAAGCACUUUUACGGGUGGACCUAGAUACAUGUUUAAUAAUUGCAAGGAUGCAUUUGCUCUUUGCAAGCAUUUUGGUUAUCCAAGUUUUUUUGUCACCAUCACAUGCAAUCCUGAAUGGGAUGAGAUAAAGCGCUUAUUAAUUGGUACUGGCCUUAAAGCAGAAGAUCGUCCUGAUAUUACAUCAAGAGUCUUUAAGAUUAAGCUAAACAACUUAAUCAGAGAUUUUAAGUAUGGUGAUAUUUUUGAAAAGAUUUCUGGAUAUGUAUGCACUAUUGAAUUUCAGAAGAGGGGUCUUCCUCAUGCUCAUAUUUUGUUGUUCAUGCAUCCUCUUUCAAAACCUAGGUCUCCUGAUGAUAUAGAUAAGUUAAUAUCGGCACAAAUACCCGAUAAACGUCGAAGGCCUAAGUUAUAUGCUGCUGUUGAGAAAUUCAUGGUUCAUGGUCCAUGUGGCAAGUAUAACAAGAAUAGUCCUUGCAUGGUAAAUGGUUUGUGCUCCAAAUAUUUUCCCAAACAAUUUAGACAACGUACUGUUGUUGAUGAAGCUGGGUUCCCAAAGUAUUGUAGGCCAAAAAAUGGUCGCACCAUAAUAAAAAAGGGUGCAACUCUUGAUAACUCUUUUAUUGUCCCGUACAACCCAACUUUGUUAUUAAGGUAUGGUUGUCACAUUAAUGUUGAGCAUACUUGCCAAACUUCUGCCAUCAAAUAUUUAUUCAAGUAUGUUCACAAAGGAAAUGAUCGUGUUACUGCUUCAUUCUACCAGACAUCAGUUAAUGGUAAUGCUCCUCCUAUUGUGGAUGAGAUUAACAACUAUUAUGAUUGUAGAUACAUUUCUGCAUGUGAAGCUGCUUGGAGAUUAUAUGGUUAUGAUAUUCAAGUUAAGGAGCCUGCUGUUAUCAGACUUCCAUUUCACCUACCAGAUGAGAAUCCUGUUAUUUUCAAGGAAUACGAGGGUAUUCAGGAUGUCCUUAGUCGUGUUGAUGCGAAGUUCACUAAAUUACAAGCAUGGUUUGUUGUGAAUAAAUAUUUUCCAUUGGCUAGGUCAUUGACCUAUUGUGAGUUUCCACAGAAAUUUGUAUGGAAGGACGAUAUUUCAAUGUGGAUUCCAAGGAAACAAGGUUAUUCUAUUGGUAGGUUGACACAUGUUCCUAGAGGUAAUGGCGAGGAUUAUUAUCUUAGACUUCUUCUCAACAUUCAGAAAGGUUGCACCAGUUUUGAGGAAAUACGCACUGUUGAUGGUGUUACACACAACACUUUCAAAGAAGCAUGCUAUGCAAACUAUGUUCGUGACCUUUUUGUUGAUGCUAUUCUUGAAGAAAGUACUUGGGCUUCAGCCAACUAUGUUCGUGACCUUUUUGUCAUGCUUCUGAUAUCAAACAACAUAGCAUGUCCAGAUUUUGUCUUAGAAAGAUGCUACAAAGAAUUAUCUGAGGAUAUUUUAUUUGAGCAAAGAAGAAUUCAUCAUGUUCAAGAUCUUCAUUUGUCUGACGAGCAUAUCAUGAACUUGACCCUUGCAAAAAUUGAAGACAAGAUGCAAGCUAAUGGAAGGUCUCUUAAAGAGUUUCCAGCGAUGCCCUACCCAUCAUUAGAUCUUUUUCAUGGUUUAGAAGAUCGCUUAUUGUUGGACGAGGUUAAUUUUGAUCGUUCUUUGCUUAAGCAGCAAUAUAUGCAAUCUCUAAAGACCAUGACAGAUGAGCAACGAUCUGCAUUUGACACCAUUGUUGAUUCCGUAAACAAUGAUCGCGGCGGAUUUUUCUUUCUAUAUGGUUAUGGUGGUACUGGCAAGACGUUCAUCUGGAAUACUCUUUCUGCUUAUCUUAGAUGUGGUGGGAACAUUGUUCUUAAUGUUGCUUCAAGUGGCAUUGCUUCUUUACUACUUCCUAAUGGUCGUACUGCUCACUCAAGAUUUAAAAUACCGUUAAGCAUCAAUGAGGACUCUAUAUGCAACAUAAAGCCGGGAACACCUCUUUGUAAACUUAUUUGUAAAGCAAAGCUUAUUAUAUGGGAUGAGGCACCAAUGUUAAGUAAGUAUUGUUACGAAGCUCUUGACAAGUCUCUAAAAGACAUUCUUCGCUUUCAGCCAUCGUUUAAUCCAAACCUUCCAUUUGGUGGCAAAGUUGUUGUACUUGGCGGAGACUUCAGGCAGAUUCUUCCAGUAAUACCUAUGGGUUCACGGCAAGAUAUUGUGCAAGCAUGCAUUAGUUCAUCUUAUCUAUGGGAUUUUUGCACAGUCUUAAAGCUUUCAAAGAAUAUGAGGCUUACUGUUGGUGGUAUGGUUGAAGUUGAUGAUGAUAUCAAAGCUUUUGCAGAUUGGUUAAUUCAAAUUGGGAAUGGAUUGGCAGGUGAUUCAACAGAUGGUGAGUCAGAAGUAGUCAUCCCUAAAGACAUACUUAUUGAUGAUACUGAUGAUGGGUUUCAGAAUUUGGUUACAUUUGUCUACACAGGGUUAUUGAUGAACUUGGAUAACAUUAAUUAUUUCAAGGAGCGCACGAUUCUGGCACCCACUCUUGAAGUUGUCCAUGAGGUCAAUAACACAAUUAUGGAAUUUAUUAAUAGUGAUGAAAAAGUUUAUCUUAGUUCAGACUCAUUAUGUGCUGAAGAGGGCAACAUGGAAUACGAGUUGGAUGCUAUUACAACUGAUGUUCUAAAUUCGAUAAAUUGCUCAGGUUUGCCCAACCAUCAGUUGAAACUCAAAAUUGGUGUACCUGUGAUGCUUCUAAGGAAUAUAGACCAAAGCAAUGGACUUUGCAAUGGUACUCGAUUACAGGUUCGUAGACUUGGAAAUCAUGUAAUUGAAUGCAACAUCUUGACGGGAGACAAGUGUGGUGAAGUAGUUCUCAUUCCACGCAUGAAUAUGGCUCCGAAUAAUGAAACUCUACCUUUCAGGUUUCAACGUAGACAAUUUCCUUUGGUAGUCUCUUUUGCAAUGACCAUAAAUAAAUCUCAAGGUCAAACUUUGAGCAAAGUUGGUUUAUACUUACCUAGACCUGUUUUUACACACGGACAAUUAUAUGUUGCGUUGUCUAGGGUGAAGUCUAGAGAGGGUUUGAGAGUUUUGAUAAAGAAUAAUGGAUCACUAAGUGAUGAUUCUACCUUAAAUGUUGUGUAUAGGGAAGUUUUUCAGAAUCUCUAA